AUGGCGAGUAGUGUAAGUUUUGACGAAAUAACUGAACACAUAUCACCAGCAAGUCUCAAGCGAGAAUUUGAUGGUAAUUAUGUAUCAGCUCAUGCAACACUUCACGUUCUUCAAUGGAAUACUCUUGCUCAAGGUUUAUCCAAUCCUGAGAAUAAUUUUGUACGUGUUAAAAACGAAACAAUAGCAUUUGAUACUCGUAAAUGGCGCAUACUUGAACAAAUUCUUAUUCGUAAACCUGAUCUAUGUGCACUUGAAGAAGUUGACACCUAUGAUUGUUUUCUUCAAUAUCAUUUACCAAAAUAUGGAUAUACUUGUUUCUUUACUCCCAAACCAAAAUCUCCAUGUUUUGCAUUUCAACAUGAUUCUGCCAAUUUCAAAGGACCUGAUGGCAUUCUUCUGUGUUUUAAAACAGAUUUAUUCGAUGAAAUUCAACGAUAUCACUAUCAAAAAGCCGAAUGUGAUACUGAUCAGAAACCUGCAUUUUUUUCAAUAUUUGAAUUAAAACACAAACCAUCAUCAGCCAAUAUUAUUUUUGUUGGUACACAUUUAAAAGCAAAGAAACAAUUUGCAAAUAUACGAUCAGAUCAAGCACAAACUAUUAUUCAAUAUUUAACUGAACAUUAUUCAACACGCGCACAUAUCAUUAUUUCUGGUGAUUUUAAUGGUGAAGCUGAUGAACCUUUCUAUGAUAUCAUACGUAAGGCUGGUUUUUCGAGUGCAUAUCGAACAGUAUUAAAUGAUAAAGAACCAUUGUUUACAACAUGGAAAUUUCGAGAAAAUGAAGGAAUCGAACAAGAGCAGUGUCGAACUAUUGAUUAUAUUUUUUAUAAAUCAGAAGGUUUGGUACCUAUUGCUAUUUUAAAACUACCAAGUAAAGAAGAUAUUGGUUCCAAUGGACUUCCAUCAAAUGAAUAUCCAUCAGAUCAUUUAGCACUUGAAGCGAUUUUUAAUAUAAAUCUUUGA
This is a messenger RNA of Rotaria sordida, 963 nucleotides long. Lineage: Eukaryota; Metazoa; Rotifera; Eurotatoria; Philodinida; Philodinidae. The record is from the annotation of a GenBank genome assembly.